Messenger RNA from Prorocentrum cordatum, 4008 nucleotides. The record is from the annotation of a GenBank genome assembly. NCBI's taxonomy places the organism in Eukaryota, Dinophyceae, Prorocentrales, Prorocentraceae.
CUGAACAUCGAGCCCCUUGGCCGACCAGGCGACCCGGUGCGUACUGCGAGGUGCCCCCCAAGGCCUGCCGCUGGCGUUCUUCCUGUCUCUGGGGAGGAGCUGCAGCAGGGACGGGAUCCGGAGCCUCCUCACGAGCGACGAGUCCGUGGCCGACGCCCUGGCAGAGUGCAUCUGGGAGGGGCUGCGCGGGCUGAGCCAGGCUGCCCGGCCGACCGCGAGCGGCUUGCAGGCGAAGUUUGCAGACGACGCGGGGUUCGAGCUCUUCUUCGCGGACCUGUCCAAGUUCUUCGCUGGCCUGGAGGGGAUGGUCGGGAGCCCCGAAGCCAACCCCGUCCCCGCCAUAGAGCGCGAGCAUUGUCUCCACGAGGAUUCCCACGUGCCGUUCACGACGAGCAACUACGGCGUGACGACCACUUCCGCCGUGGAGUGGGCGUUCGUGUACCUGCAUCAGCCCCAGCCGCCAGUCGAGAUCGUUCUGCAAUCGGGGGACAGGGUGUCGUUGGACCUCCCUGGGGACUGGCCACACGAGAAGCCCGACAAGUGCAAGAACCCACGAGCGCCGCUCACCCCAGAAGAUAAUCAAACGAUGUUCGAAGGGGUGAACGGAGAGCUCCAGAAGAUACGCGAGGUGCCCUUGAUUUGGGCCGAGUUCUAUGCCGCUCGCUUGUAUACCGGACCCAUGUUCCAGAAGUACAACGCCGUCCUGCGAGGAGGCGCGUUGAACAUGCAGCAGCCGACCAAGAUGGUGAGCGAGUUCGCCAAUUUGUGCUGCUCCAACCGCUAUGUGACGACGAUCCACGCGAUCAGUUCCGCGGUCGUGAAGCUCGGCAAGAGGACACGGACGACGGCGGUCUUCCGGGGCUUCAAGGACGGCAGGUUGCCGGACUCCUUCACCACACCCAACGCGGACGGGGUGUGCGGCGGCAUAGAGUGCGGCUUCCUGAGCACCACUACGAACAGGGCCGUGGCCACCAGCUACGCGGGCACUGGAGUGGCCACCGUCCUGCAGAUGGAGAUGGGAAUGGUGGACAGGGGUGCCGACCUGAGCGAUCUCUCCCAGUACCCUGGAGAGGCCGAGGUGCUAUUCGGGCCCCUGACCAGCCUGCAGGCGAUGGCCACCACGGUGCAGGGCUCGACGCUCGUUGUGCACGUGCGCCCCAACAUCAACCUCACGAACACGACCAUGGACCGUGUUCUGGCGAAGAGGAGGGUGCUGAUCGAGGGCAUGUGCGAGGGCCUGACGAGAGAAUGCCAGCGCUUCCUGAGCGAGGCGAACGGCUUGUGGAGGAUGGUGUUGGACGGCUCGCUGUUCCGCUUGUACGAGUCCUUCGAACACGUCAGCCCUGAGAUCAGGGAGGCGGCGCUGAGCGCAGCGCAGGUCACGCCACAGGAGGGGAGCCUCGUCCUCUCCACCAUCCAGCGUCAGCUCCCGGACAUGUUCAGGGCAGUGUACCAGUACCCCGACGAGGAGUUCACCAUCGACGACGUCUUCAAGGAGCGCGUGGCCGAGGCCCUGAGGGUGAAGGAGAGCAUCCGCCACGCCCGCGGCAGGGUGCUCCAGCGCGCCGCCGGGGAGCUGGAGGGCGCGGGCACCGCCGCAGAGGGAGCGGCUGCGCAGCGGGCCCGCCGCAUGGCCCUGGCCCUGGAGCAGGGCGAGCACGUCGGGGCGCAGGUCGAGGUGGCCUUCCCGGAGUGCGAGGACCUCUACUUCCACAGGUGCAAGGGGUCCUACGACGGCUGGCUGGCGGAGCUCGGCCUGCGGUGCCAGGACGGCAGCCUCGCCACGACGGGCUCGGGCCGGCUGCGCGAGCGGCAGGCGGAGAUCCGGGAGGGGGCGCGGCUCCAGGUCGUUGCCUCCCCGCGGGGCCACACCGCCCGGAGGAGCGUGAGCACUGCCGGGGAGCUGCUGAAGACGGUCCAGGAGUUCGGAGAGGCCAGCCUCUUCUUCGAGCGCACCAGGACACAGGCAGAGGCGGCAUGCGAGCUCAGGGCGCUGCUGAGGUCGAAGGGGCGCCUGCUGCAGCGGGACGCCCUGGGGCGUCUGGUGGUGCGCUUCCUGGGGAUCAGCAGGUCGCUCGCGCUGGACCUGCAGCAGGACGUCUGCGGGCACCUGGACAGCUGCGCAGGCGAGGUGAUCGGAGCCGCGAUUGCGCAGCUCAGCCGCCUGGACGGCAUACGCCUGGACAACCAGCAGAGCCUCGGCGACAUCGGCUCCGCUGCGCUGGCUCGCGGGCUGCGGCUAGGCGGUCCAGGCCUCAAUCUGCGGUGGCUUAGCCUCGCGGGCUGCAACCUCGGGCCCAGCGCUGCGCGGGCGCUGGCCGGCGUGCUGGGGCAGUUGCGCACCCUGGAGGAGCUGAAUUUCGACGGCAAUCCUGGCCUCGGCGACGGUGGGGGCGCAUCGCUCGCCGCCGGGCUGGCCCAGUUGGGCCCCCAGGCGAGGUUGCGGGAGCUGUUCCUCUCGAGCUGCGGCCUGGGCCCAGCUGCGGCGGGCGAGCUGGGGGGGGCCCUGGCGCAGCUCCACUGCCUGGUCGAGCUGCAGCUCCACUCCAACCCAGACAUCGGCGACGCUGGCGGCGUGAAGCUGGCUGCUGGGCUGGCGAGCGCGGGCGCCAUCAGGAAGCUGGACCUCCAGGACUGCGGCUUCGGCCCCCGCACGGGGGAGGCGCUGGGGCAGGCGUUCAGGCAGCUCCGCAGCCUAGACUGGCUGCGCCUCCACGACAACGUGGGCCUCGGCGACGUCGGCUGCGCGGGCAUCGUGGCCGGGCUCGCGGGGCAGUGCGCGCACCUGCGGAGGCUGGGCAUGCCGAACUGCGGCAUCGGCCCCGGCGCCGCUCGCGAGCUGGGGCGCGUGCUGCGGCAGCUGCGCAGCAUGGACUGGCUCCGGAUCCACCACAACCCUGGCCUCGGGGACGCAGGAGGGGUGGCUCUCGCCGCCGGGCUGGCGGACCUCGGCUCCGCUGUCGGGGCAGUCCGCUCGCGGGCCGGCACCAAGGACAGCGCGCCACCUCCGCCGGAGCACGGGCAGCGGCCCGACGACGCACCCGGGCCGCGGCGCGACUCGGCGCAGAGACUGCGGAGCUUUGCCCGCAUCUCCGGGCGAGGCCUCCACGAUUGCGCCGGCCCGGGCGGCGGCGGCGGGCGGUUGCGGAUGUUGGACCUCAACAGCUGCGGCCUGGGCCUCGGUUCGGCGCGGGCACUGGCGGACGCGCUGGGGAGGUUGCUCGGCCUCGAGGAGCUGCGCAUCCACGACAACCCGGGCUUCGGCGACGCUGGCGGCGUGGCGAUUGCUGGCGGCCUCGCAGCGCUCGGUUUGGCCGAGGGGGCCAGCUCGGGCCCCCAGGCAUGGCUGUGGCAGCUGAACCUCGGCAACUGCGGCCUGGGCGCCGACGCGGCGGUGGCGUUAGCGAGCGCCCUGUCGCAGUUGCGCGCGCUGCGGCUGCUGGAGGUGCAGGACAACACGGCCCUGGCCGACGGCGGGUGCGCACAGGUGUUGAGCGGCGCGCGCGCCUUCGCCAGCGGUCGCGAGAGCGAGGUCGAGAAGGUGAGGCUCGACGGCUGCGGAGCGGGCGAGGAGGCCCUGGAGAUUCUCGGGCAGUUCCCGAAGGUGCUCCAGGAGAAGAUACAGUUGUGACCGAGAAUCGCUCGACGCCGGCGGCGGGCCGAAAGCCUGUGCUCCAGCUGCGCUGGGCGCCCCGCGAUGUCCGGCACCGAGAGGAGGGAUCGGCGGCGAAAGCCGCACCCGACCCUCGUCGGCCAGCGAUUCAGGCAACCCGGGUGGGACGUAGCGACGAUGCCGCCCGCGAUGCGCCCUGGUCCAGAGGCGGUAAUUCCUGGAAGGGGGCCAGCAAAACACAAAAUUACGCCCCAGUCCAGGGCAGACGCCAGUCCAUGGCGACACCCUCGCCCUUUAGCGCAGCCCAAGAUGUGACCGAAGGGGUGGUGGGCCCCGCCUAGCGUUGAAAGUCCAGGGUUCGCUAGGGACCAGUCGCCUCUCAAAACAGCCGAAAC